AGACGAGUGAAGAAACCCGUGGCAUCUGACGGCUCACCAAGUCGGGGGAAGAGAGAGAGAGAGAGAGAGAGAGAGAGAGAGAGAGAGAGAGAGAGAGAGAGAGAGAGAGAGAGGAUGUAGGUGAAAUGCUUGAGAAUCUUACAUAGAUUUGCAGGUGUGUGCAGGCAGAGGAGGAAGCGAGUGUGUUUGAGCGGAGGGAGGACAUACGGCAGUCAUGGCAUCUGAGGUGAGGGAAAUGAAGGUGACCAGGCACGAGAUGGCCAAGGCGCGACUUGUCCUCGGUUCACGGGAUUACUGUGCACAUCUUCUCAUUCCGUUGAACCGAUGCCGCGAGAAAACAUUGUACCUCCCCUGGAAAUGCGUGGAUGAGCGGCACGCAUACGAGAAGUGUGAGUACGAGCUCAUGAUGGACCAGUUCAAGAAGAUGGACGACAUUAAGCGAGCGGCAGGAAACGUGGCUACUAAGAAGUAACUGUGUAGCACCCAUCGGUCAUCAGUGAAGAUGGUGGUGGAGUGAAGGAUGGAGAGUGAGCAGGGGAAGUGAGAGGCAGAGAGGUACAGGAAGGGAGGGAGGGAGGGAGGGAGGGAGGGAUCAAGGGAGGUACAGCAAAAGAAAGGGAGGGAGGGAUCAGCGGUGAUCCUGUUAGUGUGGUCAGUGAUUAAUGGACUUGUGUGUCGCCUUUCUCCAAUCCGUUCAUCGACGCCUGCUCUUUGGGUUUUGUUAAAAUUACAUGGAUGAUGGACCUACUUUUCAAUCCAUUGUGGAAACAUAGCAUGUGUUUCUACUACGUUCUAGUCAUGACACCAAUGCCGCGGCUCACAAAUUACUCUGAAAAAGCUAUCUCUUGCGAGCGCCUGCGAAGUAGUGAAACUGUGAAAGUGUUUGUCACCGCAGAUCAAGUGGACUGUUUUGUCACCAACCUCAAAUCCGGUGGACCGUUUUGGGACAGUCCUCACGUCCAGAUGCAUUCACCAAUCCGGUGACGGUUUACUCACGAUACGACUCCACUUACGUUUUUUGGGACGUAAUUGUGGUCAGAUGCAUCCGGGUAGGGUCGGAAAAGCAAGUCCGAUACAUUCAAGAUCGUACUAGUGUGAGUUGGCGUGGAGAACGACUUCCAGUGAGUUGAAGAUCGUGCUAGUGUGAGUUGGCCCCAAGAACGACUUCCAGUGAGUGGGGUGAAUAGUCGUGGUCUUGGCUCAGCGUUCCAUUCUCAGAAUUGUCUUCAAUAGAGGCAGCAAGUUUGGGAAGGGAGGGAGGGGGGGGGAAGUGGGGGAGGGGGGAGUUCCGUUACUCGGCAAAUCAAGGGCGAGAAGUCAGCAUGCAGAGAGACAAUGGAAGGCCAAAAAGCUGCCGAGGGGUAUUAGCAAAAUGGCUUGCCCAACCCACUGUCGAACAGCUUGGCCCCAUAGCAGUCUGCUCAUCUGCCUUCCCAGAGCAGUGGGUUCAUCUCCCUGUGUAAUUUACCCAGAGGGAGACCCUACCACCAUGAGAGCUUGCUGAGUGGGGCCCAAAUGGAAGGCCCAAAUAUGAGGUCCAGACUCCACAGCAAUUUCCCUUGAGGGUCACACUGGGCCGUCAUGCAUGGACGAUGCUCAACUUUGCUGAUGUGUUAGACUGUUUUUUUCCCCUUUCCUGUUCAUCUGAUCGCAGCUGGACUCGAACUUGGGGGUCUGUAUUUCAACAGUUCAUUGGGUGUACCAACUGAGAUAGACCUGUUUGUCUGUUUUCUCCUUUUCACUGCAAUGAAACUGGAAAGUAGUC
Chara braunii is the source of this 1765-nucleotide messenger RNA. The record is from the annotation of a GenBank genome assembly. Lineage: Eukaryota; Viridiplantae; Streptophyta; Charophyceae; Charales; Characeae.